Synchiropus splendidus (mandarinfish) is the source of this 1971-nucleotide messenger RNA. Its product is annotated as leucine-rich repeat-containing protein 4-like. The transcript has 3 exons. Gene Ontology annotation, molecular function: protein binding. The coding region runs from base 694 to 1293 and encodes 199 amino acids. The record is from RefSeq and is a predicted model, not a curated record. Lineage: Eukaryota; Metazoa; Chordata; Actinopteri; Syngnathiformes; Callionymidae.
CUAUGUGGUCUGUAGUACGUGUGAGAAGAGGUCCCACUCCUCAUCAAUAUAGUGAGUUGUCAGAUUCGUGUAAGAUUGCGCAGAUGUCCACGCAUCACUUGUAAUGCCCACCCUGACUGCUGACUGAAGCUUACUCUUCACGUUUUCUUUGACUGACUGGUGCAUGUUUGGGAUAACAGACGUUUGCGAGACACCGUAACAUAGUGAGCCUCUGUUACUUUCAUUAGCCGCCUGAAGCACUCGUUUCCAACGACGGAAGACGGGCGCAUAUCUUUGCAAAUGAAGCCCGCGAUCGCUUCAGUUAUUUUGACAGAGCGUGCAGAAUUACCCGCUAGUGGUAAAGUUCGCUCGAGUUUCAUUUGUUGUGGCCCGGUGGAUGGCUUGGACAGGAGCGCUGGGUGAUGUCGCGUCACGUGACUCGUGAGCCUCCAGGACGGACGGAGAGCGACUUCGCUGCAGUGGAGGCCACUGGCUUCAGAGGGCAGCAGAUGAUGGACCUCACCGUGGUCCACAGCUGGAGCAGAGAGGGCGCUCCAGAGGAAGGUGGGCAGCUGGGAUCCAGAGGCGAGAAGCUACUUGGAGGUCCAUCCUGAGAAGGAGAGGAAGAGGAGGGCAGCUCCAGAGCAGGAGGAGAGGCAGAGGAGGCUGGUGGCUGGACUUCACCUGCAGGACCUGUCAGCACCCGGGAGAGUGAUGGCCACGCCCCUCCCUGGAGGCUCGACCUCUCGCUCUGCCAAGGUCACUCCACCAGUCACCGAAUUAAAGCCCAUUGAAGAUCUGCUUCCAGAGCUGCUCCUCAGGCCGGAGCACCUGGAAGACCCGGGAGUGGAGAAGUGGACGGGACACGCCCCCUGGACCACAGCCGCACCUCAGACCUCUGAAACUGUGGCUCAACCUGAGGCUGAGGAGCCAACGGCAGCCCAGCGCUCCAACCACUCGGUCGGUCGACCUUCCUCAGCCGGAGCAGAAGACGGGAGUCAGAGGCAGAAGGUCCAGGUCAGCAGGCCCCAGACGGACCACAGCAUCCAGCGGACCACAGAGGCCCCUUUCCCCUUCUUCUCAGACGACGACUGCCCCCCCGACUGCUCCUGCUACGGACGUGUGGUCCAGUGCUGUGGUCCAGAUGAGUGGAGCAGGCCCCGACGGCAUCCCGUCCAACUCCCGCUACAUCCUCCUGAUGAACAACCACAUCCAGGGCAUCCAGCUGGACCUCCUGAAGCACCUCUCCUCUCUGGAGUUCCUGCUGCUCACCAACAACCGCCUGACCGACGGUGCCAUCGCAGGCGCCUUUGACGGCGCCCCCGCUCUCAAGCGCCUCUUCCUGGACGGGAACCUCCUGGCCAGCAUCCCGGCAGGUCUCCCGGUCUGGAGGAGCUGCGUCUGGAGGGUAACCAGCUGAGGGCCGUGUCAGAAGGAACAGGAUGGUGAAGGUGGCGCCGGGCGCCUUCAGGUCUCUCUCCGCCCUGCAUCAGCUGGAGCUGUGCCACAACCGCCUGCGGCAGGUUCCUCGGCAGCUGCCUCCCGGCCUGCGCUCACUGGCGCUCACCCACAACCAGAUCCACAGCGUGUCCCCCGACGCCUUCUGCUGGGGCCAGGUGGCUCUGAGCGGCCUGCUCCAGGUCCGGCUGGAGCACAACCUCAGCCACAUGGGCCGGCUGGACUCCCGGGCCUUCAGGUGCUUGAGGGGCCCGCAGAUCCUGCGCUUCUACUGAACUCUGGACCACAGAGCCGGGAUGGGCGCCCCCUGCUGAGCUCUGAGAAUGAAGUUCUGCCAGGUCCCUGUGACAGGUUCACAUGUGAUUUGACUGACUUUCUCUGCUUUUCUUGAAACAUUGAUGUGGCCCUUCACAUAUUUAUGCAUUUUCAUGUGACUCAAACACGUCUGGACACAGUAUCUGCUGUUUGUUUACAACUGUCACAUGAGAGUAUGAAGAGGAUUGAAGUCAAAGCUUUUGUCUCACAAAUGUUUCU